Messenger RNA from Saccharomyces eubayanus, 3138 nucleotides. It is a transcript of the gene KCC4, whose product is annotated as serine/threonine protein kinase. Bases 1 to 3138 code for a protein of 1045 amino acids. The record is from RefSeq and is a predicted model, not a curated record. Gene Ontology annotation, cellular component: cytoplasm. Gene Ontology annotation, biological process: protein phosphorylation; intracellular signal transduction. The transcript has a single exon. Gene Ontology annotation, molecular function: ATP binding; protein serine/threonine kinase activity. NCBI's taxonomy places the organism in Eukaryota, Fungi, Ascomycota, Saccharomycetes, Saccharomycetales, Saccharomycetaceae.
AUGGCUAUGGUGAAACCCUCGAACAGUAUAGGACCCUGGAGGCUUGGUGAAACGCUGGGAUUCGGCAGCACUGGCAGGGUCCACCUGGCGCAGCACGAGCGCACGGGCCACAAGACCGCCGUCAAAGUGAUUUCGAAGACCAUCUUCAACACCGGAGACGAUGGCGCCGGUCCUUUUGCGUUGCCUUACAACAUUGAGCGCGAAAUCGUCGUCAUGAAGCUGUUGAGCCACCCAAACGUCCUGAGCCUUUACGACGUCUGGGAAACCAACAACAAUCUAUACCUUAUCCUGGAGUACGCGGAGAAAGGCGAGCUGUUCAACUUGCUGGUGGACCGCGGACCCUUGCCCGAAAGAGAGGCCGUCAAGUGCUUCAGACAGAUUGUCAUAGCGAUCUCGUACUGCCAUGCGCUGGGCAUAGUACACCGCGAUCUGAAGCCGGAAAACCUUCUGCUCGACAGUGACUACAACAUCAAAAUCGCUGAUUUUGGCAUGGCCGCUCUGCAGACCGACGCAGCCCUGCUAGAGACCUCCUGCGGCUCCCCUCACUACGCUGCCCCCGAGAUCGUAUCGGGUCUGCCGUACAGGGGGUUUGCUAGCGACGUUUGGUCUUGCGGUGUGAUUCUUUUUGCCCUGUUGACGGGCAGAUUGCCCUUUGACGAAGACAAUGGCAACGUGAGAGAUCUGCUGUUGAAAGUUCAGAGAGGCCAGUUCGAAAUGCCCGAUGACACUGAAAUUUCCAAGGACGCACAGAACCUGAUCGGCAAAAUCCUUGUCGUAGACCCCACACAACGAAUGAAAACAAGAGACAUCCUAACACAUCCGCUGCUGAAAAAACAUCAAACCAUCAAGGACUCGCAAAGUAUCAGAAACCUGCCCCGCGAGAACACGUACUUGUACCCGCUAGCAGACGUAAACAACCAUACCAAUGCCACCAUCGAUGACUCGAUCUUGCAGAACUUGGUGGUGCUAUGGCACGGUACGCCUGCAGACGAAAUCGUAGCCAAUUUGAAAGCCAACGGAACCAACACAGAGAAAACCCUAUAUGCGCUGUUGUACCGUUUCAAACAGGAAGCAAAUAAAAGAAGUCGCCACAAGAUCAAAAAAACUAAAAAUAAAACUAGAAACGCAUUGCUAUCAACAUCAUCGCCAUCAUCACACAACCGACUUUCCGAAUCCACGCCCCGCAGACGUACGGCUAAAAGGCGUUCCGUAAACUUUUCAUCCAGCAAGAAGAGGUCCUCUUUCAUACUCGCCUCCAAUUCCAACAAUGGUUCUCCAAUACCUUCAAGAAGCAGCAAAAGAACUCCGUUUCUCAACACGGCGUCUGGGAACGUUCCGCCAAUGCCAGUGAAACUCUUGAAUUCCUACAAGCGAAAUUCCAAACGAUCAAGCAAAAGACUGUCCUACAUGCCCAAUGUGAAAAGAGGUUCACUGACGUCGAACUCGCUAUCAAAAUAUACCGGCCUGAUAGACGAAGAUGAUUGGGAGUACAUCGAGAAGGACACGAAACGAACAAGCUCGGAUUUCGCUACGCUGAUAGACGAAAUAUUUGAACCUGAGAAAUUCGAACUGGCAAGAAAGGAAAAAGCCGAACUCCAAAGGAAAGUACAAGAAGCCAAGAGACACAAACUAUACAUUGCUAAGACCGACCAAGAAAACGGGGUUGUAACUGGAGAAUUUGAUGGAAUGGGAGAGUUGAAGAAAAUCAAUAAUAAAGUCUCAUCACCCUUGAUGAACUAUGAGUAUUCACAACAGGAACUGUUGCAAGACAUAAACACCUUACUCACCAACCGUUGUCAACUCUCCGCAUACACCAGACCCAUUUCAAAACUAGAUCCCGGUUUGAUGCCCGUACCUGAAACAAUGCCCCACGAUAUAAAGGAAAAAACAGACUUGUUAUUGGACACAGAAAUGAAGAUAUUAGAAACAAUACGCAAAUCCAAAAUUCUAGGCCCGUCAUCAAACCUCAGAAAAGAGGUACCGCAAGACAGAGAUAGGCUGCCACCUGUAGAAGAAUCACCCAUCGUUUCAACAACGCCCUUGAUGUAUAACAACGAUCCAAAAGAAGUCUGCAAGAUAUCCGAUAUUCAAGUCCCACAUUUCACGAGAAAAUCAAAAUUUUUUACCAACACAAAUAACAGGCGGUCUGUGUUAUCUUUGUAUUCUUCGAGACAUUCAUUCAAGGGCUUGAGCCAGCUUUUGGAUAGCGAAGAUCCCAGUACAAACCCGUAUUCACAUAACAGUGGACCAGUGGGUGAAGAAAUUGAUUUAACCGAAGAUAUUGCCAACAUGAAGAACAUCGACAAUAAUAUUAAUAAUAAAAAUAACAAUAAUAGAUUAUACGACGUUUCAGAAAGCGCCAUUUUACUACCAGGAAAUAAUGAUAAUAAUAACGAUGAUGACGAUGUUGUUGCUGAUGAUGAUGAUAAUUAUGAUUAUGACAAUGACAAUGACAAUGACAAUGACAAUGACAAUGACAAUGACAAUGACAAUGACUCACAAUCAAUUCAAUCAUCAAUGUCGAAUAACACAGAACCUACUACAUUUGUGAAACUUCCAUCCUUAAACUCUUUCCAGAGGAAAAACGCCAGUGGAUUGGGUAUUUACCAAAGAGAGCCUUCCAAUAAGUCUUUGCCAGAAGUUGCUAUUAACGUCGAAGACAUUGAUGAAGACGGAGAAAAUGAGAAAGGAAAAGAAAUUCAGUACGAAAAUGUUACCACGACUAUAUCAAACAGCAACAUAAAGAAAAACGUCAACACCAAAGAUACAGUAAGAGAAUCCUCUAACGUUUCAUUCCUGAAGAAGUUCUCCAAGGGUAAAAUUCUAGAGCUAGAAAUACACGUCAAAAUACCGGCCGAGAGACUCUUUGAGGGCCUGCAUAAAUUACUGGAAGGCUGGAAGCAAUACGGAUUGAAAAAUUUGAGAUUUGAUACCCCCAAUAUGAUUAUCACUGGGAAAUUAGUAAAUGACAAUAUCUUAUCCUUAAGAUCCACGCUUUUUGAGAUAAUAGUCUUACCAAACGGAGACGAUCGAAGUUUGAUUAAAUUCAAUAAAAAAACAGGCUCAACCAAAACUCUAAAGAAACUCGGUUACGAAAUUCAAAUCGUUUUACAAAAAGAGGGUGUCUUGGAUAGCUGA